This is a messenger RNA of Pecten maximus, 1272 nucleotides long. RefSeq lists its product as uncharacterized. The record is from RefSeq and is a predicted model, not a curated record. The transcript has 3 exons. The coding region runs from base 94 to 1272 and encodes 392 amino acids. Lineage: Eukaryota; Metazoa; Mollusca; Bivalvia; Pectinida; Pectinidae.
GUUGGCUUAGGAACUCGUGACAACUUGGUGUUUUGCUGAAGUGGCGUUUUGGAUGUCUUAAGGACACACAAAUUAAUUCAAUACUGAUUCAUAAUGGAGGAGGGAUCAGGGUUGGAAUCUCUCAUCAACCAAAGAUUAACACGUCCAUCUUAUAGCAGAAUGGUUUCAUGGGAAUUUUCAAAUCAACAGGAGGUAAAUCCCGUGAAAAGGAAGAGAAGACGAUCAAAAAAGCAUUCAAAUGUUGAUGAGGAGGUAAAUUUUUCUGUAUCAUCAGCGGAUGAGGAUGAAAGUGAUGUGGUAAUUCAAAGCACAACAUCACCUGGUCCAGAACUGUGUGUUUCUAGUUCAGAUGAUGACUGUUUGUAUUUUUCUGCAGAAGAAACAAUAUCAUCUGAUUCAGAUAGUGUAGCCCAGAUCAAUCAAGGGCUUACCUCCCUUGAUAUAGAAGAAAUUUCAACCAAAGAUAGUGGUAGCAGUAAAGAAGACAGUAUAGCUGUCAGUCAGCCACCUCAGGAAAAAAAACAUGCUCCUAGCAAAAAGCAGAAACGUAAAAGACGAAAGUCUAAGAAUUCUUAUGUUUUGCAUGCAGGGGAAAUCUUAUCGGUGAUGGAAAUUGACAUUGAGCCAGACAUCAUUGGUGAAACCCACGAAUUGGUGGAAGAAAGUCUUGCCUGCAUAGAGAAGGCAGUUCCUUCUUUAGUUGAACUUUGUUUAAAUUGCACACGCAGAAGAAAAGUGAAUGUACAGCUUCCAAAAGGACUUAAGAACAUGGUGCAACAUACUAACAAAGAAUUCACUUUCCGAAAAUUUCAAGUGUCAUGGUUACAGAACGAAUUUUCUAAAUGGCAGCCAUUUGAAAUGAAGAAGCCUAUACUGUUCUUUGCCAUCUAUGCUGACAGUGAUGAUUGGGGGUGUGAGCCAGUAUACAAAUGUCUUUUACCUACUAGAAAUAUAUGGAAUAACGUGUUUUAUCCACAGUAUUUGUCCUCUUAUUUGCAAUCUCAAUAUGCCUGCAGUAAAACUUCCUCCAUCUUGCCAUUCACAUUUGUUACAAAUCCCUGUUGUUGGCAGGAUGAUCAUGACAGCUACCAAUUUGUCUUCCAGCAAAGAUUCCUUGGAUGUUUAGCCACACUUGUGGAUCUCAUGAUGCCUGCUGUAUUGAUUGAUAGAAAUGUUGGAGACAGUGAUGAGUGCAUAUCAGAGUCAGAGCAAAUCUUGGCGGCUACUAAAAUAGCCAUGAGGAGAGUGAAAGGGGCUCUAAAUGUCAGGUAA